AUGGAGGCUGCUGCAGAAGACGCGGCGGAGAUCCAAAGCCCAAUGGAAAACGAAACACCGGCGGACAACCUAAGCCUCGCCCAAGACACUUCAAUCAUGUCGAGAAGUAACGCAGAUAUAGACAAACCUCUUACCUUACCACGGCGCCGGAAGAAGGGGAACUUGCCAGUCGCGUCUGUUAAGAUUCUCCGCGACUGGAUGUAUAAGCAUCGGUUUAGGGCUUACCCUUCAGAAGGGGAGAAGCAAAUGCUGUCGGAGAAGACCAAUUUGUCUUUGUCCCAGAUCUCUAACUGGUUCAUCAAUGCUCGCAGACGCAUUCUUCCAGAGAUGCUUCAACAGUCUAGAAAUGACUCCUUCGUUGAUCAGGAAAUGGGCAAAGAUGACGAUGACACCCACCUGCAGGACACCGAUGACUUCAUGUCUGCCAAGUCAGGCCCAGAGAUCCAGACAAGGUACAAUCCCUGUGGCCCGUGCCAAUGGGCCAGAUGUCAGGAGAGAAGCUACCAGAUCCAGGGUCGGCCUCUAGCGAGGAGCUCGCCGUGA
This is a messenger RNA of Cebus imitator (Panamanian white-faced capuchin), 543 nucleotides long. RefSeq names its product TGFB induced factor homeobox 2 like X-linked. Gene Ontology annotation, molecular function: RNA polymerase II cis-regulatory region sequence-specific DNA binding; DNA-binding transcription factor activity, RNA polymerase II-specific. NCBI's taxonomy places the organism in Eukaryota, Metazoa, Chordata, Mammalia, Primates, Cebidae. Gene Ontology annotation, biological process: regulation of transcription by RNA polymerase II. The record is from RefSeq and is a predicted model, not a curated record.